CUGCAGGAGUGUGAGGAGCUGUCCAGAUGCUGAAAGAGCACCAAGCAGCCUGCAUGCGUAAAAAUGAAGACAUUGUCAUUUAACUAGGUGGAAAUAGACUAUUAAUCUGUUGAAUGUGGACUAAAGAUUCUGUUUAAAAAAUAUUUUUGAGGCAGGUUUUUUUUUAUUUUUUUAUUUCAGGGAUAACCCCCUGCAGGAUUCUUAAACCAAAACAUUAAAAAAAUGUCACUCCAGAGAGUUGUUUCAAUUAAGUCCACAGUAUUUCACCUUUAUUCGUCUUUUUUUUAAUGACAAGUGAGACAGUCCAAUCCAUGGCUAUUCACGCCUCUCGAUGCUUGUUUAUUUUCUUUUAGAGGCUCUUAGAACCAAUUUGGACCAAAAUAACGAUCCGCCCGCCGCAGAUCAAUAGCUGGAAUCUGCAACGAGUGUCAGUCGCAGCCCCGCAUGUAGGAGAAUGCAGACAGGAGGGGUGGAGUUCGCAGCUUUUACUUUUCAAAGCUCCUCUGGCAGAAGAGCUCAUUCUUUGCCUGGAAAACCGCGGAGUUGGCGCUUGAUGCGUCCUGGCAUGUGAUCCCACUUUUCUUUUUAGUAAAAUCAAUCGGCUCACUGCUGCAGUCUCCAUUUAAACUUUCCAUGCUGUUGCCCGUCCAGCGGACAGCACUCGGGAGGUUUUGUCCGGACCGCGUUCGCUCCUGCUCGGCCGUCCGCUGCGCUCCGACUCUCCAGCCUCGGCUCUCCGGGUUCAGAGGCACUCAGGCGGCCAGAGGUGCUGGCCCGGCUCUCCCGCACACAUGGAGGGAGACGUUAUGGACAAAGUGGAGGCCACGGGGACCGUCCAUGACUUCGACCCGAUGAGUGGGAGCAUCCCGGCCACCAAAGUGGAGAUCACCGUGUCCUGCAGAGAUCUGUUGGACCGAGACACUUUCUCCAAAUCUGACCCACUGGUGGUGUUAUACACCCAGGGCGUGGAGUCCAAACAAUGGAGAGAGUUUGGGAGAACAGAGGUGAUAGACAACACACUAAACCCAGACUUUGUCAGGAAGUACAUCCUGGACUACUUCUUUGAGGAGAAGCAGAACCUACGCUUUGACGUGUAUGAUAUUGAUUCUAAAAGUCCAGAUCUGGGGAAGCAUCCAACCGACUUUAACGACUUCCUGGGACAGGUCCACUGUACGCUGGGAGAGAUUGUUGGUUCACCUGCCAGCCGCUUGGAGAAACCACUGGGCGGCAUCCCAGGGAAGAAAUGUGGAACCAUCAUCUUAUCUGCAGAGGAGCUGGGAAACUGCAGAGACUACGCCACCAUGCAGUUCUGUGCCAACAAACUGGACAAAAAGGACUUCUUCGGAAAGUCGGAUCCUUUCAUGGUUUUCUACAGAAGUAAUGAGGAUGGCACGUUCACCAUCUGUCACAAGACCGAGGUGGUGAAGAGCACACUAAACCCAGUGUGGCAGCCCUUCUCCAUCCCCGUCAGGGCGCUCUGCAACGGAGACUAUGAGAGGACUAUCAAGGUGGAAGUAUAUGACUGGGACAGAGACGGAAGCCAUGAUUUCAUCGGCGAAUUCACUACAAGCUACAAAGAGCUGUGUCGAGGCCAGAGCCAGUUAAACGUGUACGAGGUGGUGAAUGCCAAGAAGAAAAUAAAGAAAAAGAGAUACAUCAACUCUGGGACGGUGUCCUUGUUAUCAUUCAUUGUGGAGCAAGAGCACACCUUCCUGGAUUACAUCAAAGGAGGGACUCAGAUUCACUUCACGGUGGCCAUUGAUUUCACGGCAUCAAAUGGAAAUCCAUCCCAGUCCACUUCACUACACUACAUGAACCCAUACCAGAUGAAUGCCUACGCCAUGGCCCUGAAGGCUGUUGGGGAGAUCAUCCAGGACUAUGACAGUGAUAAGAUGUUCCCAGCGCUGGGAUUUGGUGCUAAGCUGCCCCCUGAUGGGAGGGUUUCCCAUGAAUUUCCACUGAAUGGCAACGUUGAGAACCCGUACUGCAACGGCAUGGAGGGGAUUCUUGAAGCUUACCAUCAAAGCCUUAAGACGGUUCAGCUGUAUGGACCUACCAACUUCGCUCCUGUUGUUAAUCACGUGGCAAGGUAUGCAGCAGCGGUUCAGGAUGGAUCCCAAUACUUUGUCCUGCUCAUCAUCACUGACGGUGUGAUAUCCGACAUGGCUCAGACCAAGGAGGCCAUAGUGAAUGCAGCUAAGCUCCCCAUGUCUAUCAUCAUUGUUGGAGUUGGCCAAGCUGAGUUUGAUGCCAUGGUUGAGCUAGAUGGUGACGACAUCAGAAUCUCCUCGCGGGGGAAGUUGGCAGAGAGAGACAUUGUGCAGUUUGUCCCAUUCAGAGACUACAUGGACCGUACAGGUAACCACGUGCUGAGCAUGGCCCGGCUGGCUAAAGACGUACUGGCUGAGAUCCCCGACCAGCUGAUCUCCUACAUGAAGAGCAAAACCAUCAAACCCAACCCCGUCCCUCCGGCUUACUCGCCCUCUGACGACCCCCAGACCAACCCAGUGUGAUCCCCCCGACCCCAACACAGCUCUAUGUUGGGCGGGUACGAGGUCAAAGAUUGACGGGAACCUGCAUCCACCUUUGAGGGGGAAAAUGCUUUCGAGACCCUUCCGUAAAUAUUAAUCCAGCUACGCACGGUGAGACUCCAUUCUGGUUUGGAGCAGGGAGGCCGCUGUAGGGGGCAAACCUGCUGAUGAACAGAGAGGUUUUAUUUUUUUCAUGUUUUUGUCCUCUCUGAGUGCUUGAGGAUGAGAGCGCUGAGAGGGGGCCGAUGUAAAAGGAGGUUUUAGUUGUUCGCUGUCAAACCUGUCAAAGUGGUGAUGUAAUGGAUAGCAAGUAAACCCGUAGAGAGGGCCUGUUUGAAGGCAUAAAUGUAUUAGGACGUGCCAGUGUGUAUCAAGUUUGUGAUACCUUUCGGAAAUCGGUGUGUGUUAAACUAGGAAAUCAUAUGUAUACUAAUUUAUUUAUUUAUUUAUUGCAGAAAUAAUUUAUUCCUUAGAGAGGGAGGGGAUUGAAGUCAUAUUUCCCCUGUAGUUUUCCAUCCUAUAUUUUCUGACCAGUGUUCUAAAAAGAACAGCCCCCGUUUCUACUUUGAUAAGGACUGUAAUAUAAAAGCAUGUGAUUAAAGAAAAAAACCCUAUUCAGCAGUGUAUGAAUCAUUUUCACUAAUGGAUAAUUUUUGGAUGGCAAGCUGUAAUGUAGAGGACCUUCCUGUGAGCUGUUGCCAUACUGAUUUUUUCAGCACCAUGUCUUCUAUGUACGUGUUUCGUAUAUUUAUAUUAACAGAAUGCACUAAUUACUGUCCAAAUAAAAAGCACAAACCACAAACAAUGUUGAUAAGCUGAUAGAAGCAACUGCAAUGAAAAUAACGGAGAGUUAUGUUUUCAGCAUACACUGUCUUCUACAAUCAUUUUAAAAAGCAUGACAACAGGAAGAAUGUUUAUAAGAGAAAUAUUAUACUGAGAUAUAUAAAAAUCAACCUAUAUUUAUCAUUCAAAAACAGUGUGUUUACAGAGAAACAGAUUCAAAGCACAUACUUGCUUUCCCUAUUAGUAUGCAAAGAGGAAAAUUAUACCGCUUAAGUCCUGCUGCCGUAUCUUACUUGCCGACUUUCUGUUUGUUUUUCCUUCCAUUAUAUUUGUUGUGGUUACAGUUUAUUAGCUGGGAUUGUGUUCGACCCUUCAAAUGUACUUUUGAAAUACUGAUGUCAACAACCACCCCCCCUUUAUUUACCUCCUUAAAUUGAUUUGUUUUUCAAUCACAAAUCUUGCAAGAGAGAUAUAUGAUUGCUUUUCAUAGUGAUCUAAAAGAAAACAACUGAUUGCAGCAAACAAACAAAAAAAAACGAGUCCAUCUUUGUAUAUUCAGUCUGGUUGUUCGGUUGUGUUGUGUUUCACUUCUCUCCCAUUAACACUGACUGUUCUCAGAUAAAAUUGUUUCACACUAAUGCACAACAGCCCCCUUUAUAACUCAGUGGGAUACUAUUUAAAUACCUAAGAUACAAUUGCACAGCUUUGUUUUGCAAUUCAAUCCACUUGUCAGCAUAUAUACACGUUUGUUCAUGACUUUUUCAUUUUAGUGACUGUGUAUAAAUUUAUUAUUGUAAGACAGUUACAGCCACCGCGGCCCAGUCGCGUACAUCCUGAGUUAUUGAUAUAUAUAAUGGCCAUUAUUUUCACUACUAUCUCUCAGUCACUCAAUAUCUCGAUCCAAAUGUGCCUAUUAUAUGGAAACAUAUCCAAAUUCCCAGGUGUCACUCUGCCAGCAGCAGCAGGUCUCAUGUUUAAGAUGUACACACAGCAGAAAACGUUGGAGAUGCUAAAAACUGUUGCAAGAUUAGGUCUAUUUCUGAUACACACUGUCUCCGCCAGUCUUCUGUACUUUUUAUACUGACAGCUCUUCACUAAUGAUCUUUGAAGUAAUGAGAGUCAACAGUGUCGCCAAGCCUUGUUAUAUUCAAAGUCAAGACUUGUUUACAAUUCAUCUGUGGCUAUUUCCAUCGCCUCAUGGAAAAAAGUAAACAUUCAUGGAUUUCAUUGAGAAAUGGGUUUAAUUUUUGUCCUAUUUUGUUUUCUUGUGCAUUUUUUCAGUCUUAUUUUGUACUUGAAAAGGGGUUUCAUUGAAUGAUACAGGAGCGUUUACAUGGAUGUGUUGUUCUCUGAGAAUGUGAAGCUCUGCUGGGUUUUAGUUUCGUGUCCGGAACAAAUGUGUUUACAUAUAUCAUGUUCGGUUCUGUGUCAGCCGCUUACUGUUUUUGACUCCCAGAAAGAGUCCGAUGAAACUGCAGAAAGUCAAUCCAGAGACACUGAACUCCUUCUGUCACAAGCCCAGAUCCAUAUUUGGCCUCUUUUUUUUUUUUUUUUGGUUCCUUUUUUAAAUUUUUCAUUAGCGAUGGCAUUUCUCCCUCAGAUGACAAAGCAGAGUUUAGUCUGCUGCCAAAUUCACUCAUUCAUCAGAACCGCAAAGAGGUCAAUAAGUUUAUUUACGUAACCGCUCAUAAAUACUAGUAUACCUCUACAGAAAGCCAUGCAUACCAAAAGGAAGAUAAACAGUAUACACUGAAUAUGCUUGUCAUGAAAUAUAUAUUUAUGCAUUAUAACCUUAACUAUGAUUAACUUAUCAUAUAUC
Messenger RNA from Amphiprion ocellaris (clown anemonefish), 5133 nucleotides. RefSeq names its product copine Va (gene cpne5a). NCBI's taxonomy places the organism in Eukaryota, Metazoa, Chordata, Actinopteri, Pomacentridae. Gene Ontology annotation, cellular component: plasma membrane. Gene Ontology annotation, molecular function: calcium-dependent phospholipid binding. The transcript is spliced from 21 exons. Gene Ontology annotation, biological process: cellular response to calcium ion. Bases 792 to 2513 code for a protein of 573 amino acids. The record is from RefSeq and is a predicted model, not a curated record.